Molecule: messenger RNA, 1335 nt
Organism: Populus trichocarpa (black cottonwood)
Lineage: Eukaryota; Viridiplantae; Streptophyta; Magnoliopsida; Malpighiales; Salicaceae
Product: clavaminate synthase-like protein At3g21360
Exons: 3
Coding region: 187-1170 (327 amino acids)
Molecular function (GO): oxidoreductase activity
Source: RefSeq, a predicted model, not a curated record
GAAUAAUAGAGCCACAAUGAACCUGGACUCAAUUUCGUCCAAGUGAAAAUAAUCCUGACAAGACUCUCAAAAGCUUCACGACACUGCAGGCUAGCUUGUCGAAACACACUCCAUCCUCCUCCUCAAUCCUCAUACAAGAAACCGAACCAGAUCUGCAGACACCAUCACACGUACGAUACAGUAACGAUGUCAAGUUCUUUCAAGGAAAUCCAAAUUCAACACCAAAAACACUACAGCAACAUCCCUUCCUUUCCUUUCCCUUCCGUUCUAUCUCCCAACCCCUUCUCUUCCUCUACUCUUUCCUUCUUCACCGAUUCUAUUAUAGCCCAAAAACCCUUCUUGGACUCUUUGCUUCUGAAAACUGGAGCCAUUCUCUUUAGAGGGUUUGAUGUAAACACUGCGAAGGACUUCAAUGACGUCGUAGAAGCGUUUGGGUUCGAGGAAUUGCCUUACGUUGGUGGGGCAGCUCCUAGGACCAACGUUGUUGGUCGUGUCUUCACUGCUAAUGAGUCCCCACCUGACCAAAAGAUACCCUUUCACCAUGAAAUGGCUCAGGUUCCUGAAUUUCCAUCGAAGCUGUUCUUCUUUUGUGAAGUGGAGCCAGGAAGUGGGGGAGAGACUCCUAUAGUUCUUAGCCAUGUUGUGUAUGAAAGAAUGAAAGAGAGGUACCCAGAUUUUGUUGAAAAAAUAGAGGAGCAUGGCUUGAUUUAUACUCGAGUUUUGGGUGAAGAAGAUGAUCCAUCUUCUCCAAUUGGCCGUGGAUGGAAGUCAACAUUUCUGACUAAUGACAAGAGCGUGGCAGAGCAAAGGGCUGCUAAGCUAGGAAUGACGUUGGAAUGGUUUGAAGAUGGAGUGAAAACAAUAAUGGGUCCAAUCCCAGCUAUCAAAUAUGACAAGUCAAGAAAUCGUAAAAUCUGGUUUAAUAGCAUGGUGGCAGCAUACACAGGGUGGAAAGAUGCGCGAAAUGAUCCUGUAAAAGCAGUCACAUUUGGUGAUGGCCAACCAUUGCCAGGUGAUAUCAUCCAUGACUGUUUGAAAAUCCUUGAAGAGGAAAGUCUUGCCAUUCCUUGGCAGAAAGGUGAUGUUCUAUUGAUAGAUAAUUGGGCUGUUCUUCAUGCUCGAAGAUCAUUCAAUCCACCUCGUCGGGUCCUAGCUUCACUUUGCAAGUAGUAUAAUAUCUGUUAUCUGACCUGCUUACAGUAAAGUAAAGAAAAGUAAUAGCUAGACAGUUUUAAGUAAUACAAGUAAAUAAUGAUUUGCAGCACAAUGAUUUUGCUGAAAUCCAAUGCAUAGUUUUUCGAAUAAUAAAUGCCACUGUUUACUUUAUUUAGAAAA